AUGUCUAACGAGCAAAAUACUGGUGGAACUUCAAGCACCCCCUCAGUCACUUCCGAGGAGAGCCGACUGCAGCCGGCUGCCUCUGGAAGUGAUAUCGCGAAAGAACCGACUGAUUCUUCUGAUGCGAAUUCCUCGCCGAGCCAGAGCGUAGAGACCCAGAAUGAUGUCAAUGAAAACCCAGUUGAGGAGCUAGUAUCUUUGCCCCCACCACCAAGAAAAAAGGCGUCGAGAAUAUUUCCCAAGCCCCAAGUCCGUCCAGACGCUCCAUCCACUAAAGCCCAGGCUCCCAGUAGUCUGUCCAGCGUUGGCUCCAGAAGGCACUCCCGCACGGAUACCUUCGGACAGAUAAUUCCUCCAGAUGGAUUCCACCGUGGGCGCUAUUGA
Messenger RNA from Cyclocybe aegerita, 384 nucleotides. Lineage: Eukaryota; Fungi; Basidiomycota; Agaricomycetes; Agaricales; Hemipholiotaceae. The record is from the annotation of a GenBank genome assembly.